Molecule: messenger RNA, 3855 nt
Organism: Zootoca vivipara (common lizard)
Lineage: Eukaryota; Metazoa; Chordata; Lepidosauria; Squamata; Lacertidae
Gene: GTPBP2
Product: GTP binding protein 2
Biological process (GO): translational elongation
Molecular function (GO): translation elongation factor activity; GTP binding; GTPase activity
Source: RefSeq, a predicted model, not a curated record
GGGGCUGGGAGGCGACAGGCGGCAGCAGCAUCCGUGGCCGGGGGAGGGCUGGAGCGGGGCCGGGUGUCAGGCCGGCCCAGGAUGGACUCGGGGGUGUCGGAACUAUUUGGGGGCUGCUGCCGGCCUAUGGGGGGCGGGAACGGCGGUACCCUGCGAGGCCGCGCGGGCAGCGGCUCCGGUAGCGGCGGAGGGUCUUCCAGGGGGAGGAAGAAGAAUGGGAGACACCGGGGGGGCAAGGCCAACAACCCGCCCUACCUGCCCCCGGAGGCAGAAGAUGGGAACAUAGAAUACAAGCUGAAACUAGUUAAUCCUUCCCAGUACCGCUUUGAACACCUAGUAACGCAGAUGAAGUGGCGACUACAAGAAGGCCGUGGUGAGGCAGUGUACCAGAUUGGUGUAGAGGACAACGGGCUGCUGGUAGGACUGUCAGAAGAGGAGAUGCGUGCCUCUCUCAAAACACUGCGGCGGAUGGCUGAGAAAGUAGGAGCUGACAUCACGGUGCUACGGGAGAGAGAAGUGGAUUAUGACAGUGAUAUUCCCAGGAAAAUAACAGAGGUCCUUGUCCGAAAGGUCCCAGAUAAUCAGCAGUUCCUAGAUCUGCGAGUGGCUGUGCUUGGGAAUGUGGAUUCAGGCAAGUCAACUCUGUUGGGUGUCUUGACUCAAGGAGAGCUAGAUAAUGGGCGAGGUAGAGCUCGUCUCAACCUCUUUCGGCACUUGCACGAGAUCCAAUCUGGGAGGACGUCCAGCAUCAGCUUUGAAAUUCUUGGCUUUAACAGCAAAGGAGAGGUGGUCAACUACAGUGAUUCGCGGACAGCUGAAGAGAUCUGUGAGAGCUCCUCUAAGAUGAUCACUUUCAUUGAUUUGGCUGGCCAUCACAAGUACCUUAAAACCACUAUCUUUGGGCUCACAAGUUACUGCCCCGAUUUUGCAAUGCUGGUGGUGAGCGCUAAUACGGGAAUUGCAGGUACAACACGAGAACAUCUCGGCUUGGCUAUGGCCCUCAAGGUCCCCUUCUUCAUUGUCAUUAGCAAAGUGGACUUGUGCUCGAAAGCCACUGUGGAGCGGACAGUGAAGCAGCUGGAGAGGAUCCUGAAGCAGCCUGGCUGUAACAAGCUCCCCUUGCUAGUAACAUCAGAUGACGAUGCUGUCACUGCAGCACAGCAAUUUGCACAGUCUCCCAACAUCACUCCUAUCUUCACCUUGUCCAGUGUUUCUGGAGAUAACCUGGAUCACCUGAAAGUUUUCCUCAACAUCCUCCCUCCUCUGACAAACAGCAAAGAACAGGAAGAACUUAUGCAGCAACUCACUGAGUUUCAGGUGGAUGAAAUCUAUACAGUACCAGAGGUGGGCACUGUUGUUGGAGGAACUCUGUCAAGUGGGAUAUGUAGAGAGGGAGAUAACUUGGUGGUUGGUCCAACCGAUGAUGGCAAGUUCCUCCAGCUGAAGGUGUGCAGCAUGCAGCGAAAUCGUUCGGCGUGCCGUGUGCUUCGGGCUGGGCAAGCUGCCACGCUGGCUCUUGGGCACUUUGACCGCUCACUGCUGCGCAAAGGUAUGGUGAUGGUCAGCCCAGAGAUGAAUCCCACCAUUUGCUCAGUGUUUGAAGCUGAAAUUGUUCUGCUCUUCCAUGCCACAACUUUCCGGAAGGGAUUUCAAGUAACGGUGCAUGUUGGCAAUGUGCGACAAACAGCAAUUGUGGAGAAGAUCCAUGGGAAGGAUAAGCUGCGUACAGGAGAAAAGGCUGUGGUAUGUUUCAGAUUCAUUAAACAUCCGGAAUAUUUGAAGAUAGGAGCCAAAUUGCUGUUCCGUGAAGGAGUUACCAAAGGUAUUGGACAUGUCACUUAUAUCCAAGCCAUCACCAUCGAAGAGAAUGGACUGGAUCAGGGCCUAAGUUCUGACCUGGUCACUUUCUGACUCACAAAAUCAGUGGGGUUUCCUGAUGUUAGCAAUAGGGGAAGGGAAGAAAGUCUCUCCCCACUGUCCAGAGCUGCUGCUGGCCAGUCAAUUCACAUGGACAAACCCCUUCUGCUCCUGCGGAGUCCAGAACUGCCGCUUGGAUUGAGUGCCCCUCCUGGAGCGAUUUAAGCAUGUUUGUUCAUCACCUGCUGCUUUCAUGUCCCUUCCCCGGAAUAGAUGAGAGCGGCUGCAUCUUUGCCUGGACCGGCAACUCCUGGUUCUGUUGACUUUUGUUGGGAAGUUACUGCCGGGUAGAGGGCAAAGCCAUUAGUGUGUUGGACUGCAGCUUGGGGAUUCCGCUUCCUGAGGCAGAAAUAGUGGACAUCCAUUGCCCACAGUCUCCAUUGUCCUGCUGCCUGAUUUUUACAGGCUGCCUGUGACAGAUGAAGAAGCUUCAGCUGAAAAGUUUGCAUUGCCCACAGUACAGCUCAGGAUAUUUCUGAUUACUUUUAAACUGUUUGUUGAUUUCAUUUUAAUCUAAUGGCUUAUCGGGCCUCCCCCUCCCUACUAUCGCUGUGUGCUGAUUUUUAACAGCUAAUUUCAUUGUGGGUUUUUUGUUUUUGCUUCUAGCGAAAAUGUGGGGUUGGGGGUGUGGGAGAAGAGGGACAUUUCCCUGAAAUAACCCUGACCUGAUGGAAACCACAGUCCCCAUCUCAUGCAGCAGGUACAAUCACAAACAUCUUAAGACAACUUAUUCCUGGGCAGAGUUGAGCAGCUACCCUAUAUAUAAUGUGGCUUCCUAGAGCAGAACUGCCCCCCCCCUUAGCUUUGACACUUCUCAGUACUUUGCUGGUGGUUUUCUGAGCCGCUGCUGUUCACCAUCGUGACUGAAAGAUCUGUACCGUCUGGCUUUCGUUAGUUCAAUAGCACCCCAAUCCAACUUUUUCCUUGGGAAACAUGCCUUACUUUCUCAAAGCCAAAGCAGUAAGCGUGGCUUGGUUAUCCCGGAAAGAUUUGACGUGUUGCUACACUUACUAUUACUACAACUAUCAACACUGCCUACUGCAGCAGUUUGUCUUUCUUGCUGGUAUGCACCACAGAAAACCAUACAAUACCUAAGAUUUCAAUCAGUCCACUCAAAGCUAUAGUUAAUGCCUAGAGUUUGCAAUAGUGUAAGGCAGUCAAACAUUGUGGGAUAUUUUAAACAUUUUGGUAGGAAAUUAUAUUUUAAAAGUCAGCAAUACAUUUCUUGUUUUUGCCUAUCCCCAUCUUAGCCACUGCUGCACUGAGUGUUCAGCUGCUACAGCCAACAUGGCCAGGGAAAACAUUUUAUUCACUUUAAAACGCACACCCUUCUGUUAGUUCACCUCAAUCCAACAGCUGUUUAUUUAAUGCAACUACUCUUUGAGAUUUAACUUAUAGCUGCGCGACCAUGCAGCCAGCUUUCAAGUUGAUGCUAAUCACCCUUUUAAUAGCACAAUGGACAGCUAACUAUAAAGUAGUAGUAAACAUGGCCCAAAGCAUCAUGGUUAUUUGCUGAUUAAAUUGGUUUCUCUCUCAAUUGCCCUUUAAUCAUUUGAAUUGGUUCUACAAGAGGCAUUUUUGGAUCGCUUGUUUUAGAAAAGACGAAGAAAAUUGGCUGCCUAAUGCACUCCUCUAGAGGGUUUGCUGUAGCCCAUUGCCACUACAUACUUGUCUUGUGGGAGGAAUAGGUGCUUUUCCUGCAAUUAACAGUUUUGGCAGAGUUAACCCCAUUGCAGACAAACAUUCAAAGGUGCUCUUUCUGGUUGUCUUUUCCUUGCCUUCUGUUGUGUGAGUGUUCUCGGUGCCAUGCUUUUCAUAUUCACUGUUUGUGGAUUCUUUAAAAAUCAGAGAGGUGUUUUCAUCUCUCUUUAUAUAUAGAUAUAUAAUGUAUAAAAUAAAGAUGUUUUAUUGAAAAGAAUUGUGCUGUACGGCUGAACA